UUUCACUUUAUAUAUUUGCAAUUAUUUCCUCCCAGUCUGUGGCUUUUCUUCUCAUGCUCUUAACGGUGACCUCCAAAGAGCAGAAGUUUUUAAUUUUGAUGAAACCCAAUUUAUUAAUUUUUUCUUUUAUGGAUCAUGUUUUUGGUGUUGUUUCUAAGAAUUCUUUCCUAACCCAAGGUCAGAAAGAUUUUCUCCUUUGUUUUCUUUCGGAAGUUUUAUAGUUUUAGGUUUUGAUGGUCGGAUCUAUGAUCCAUUUGGAGUUAAAUUUUGUAUAUGCUGCAAAGUAUGGCUCCAAGUUCUUUUUCUGGUUGUUGUCGCACAAGGCUAUUCAGUUGCCCCAUCUGCUGUUGUUUCCCUUCCCAUUUUUCUGUCUUUGUGGUUUUGUGCCUAUUUUAUUCAUUCACUUUCAUUUUAGUGAUGUUUCAGUGGCUAGACAUGAAUUUACUGUAUUUAAGCAGAAGUUUAUUCGUUCAUUUUAAAAUUGAGGAAAGUGAGGUCAGAGAGGGACAGAUCCUUGCCCAAAGUCACACAGUGAGUUAAUGAUAGGGCUGGACAGGGUUACAAGCUGUUUACUCCCAAGCAACCUCCUCCUGGGUGAGGCCAGGACCCGGGGAAGGCUCCGGAAAGACCAUGUUUGGAGGGCGGGCAGGUAUUUCAGGCAGAGCUGCUAAUGGCAGACAUUGCUUGGUGGCCAAGGAUUCUGGAGUCACAGAGAACUGAGCCUCAGUUUCCUCAUCUGUGCAGUGUAGGUGUAGUGAGGAUCAAAUAAGAUGCUGCAAGUCCUACCCUCUGACAUGCCAGAUGGCUGGAAAUUAAAGGUCGAUCUUUCUUUCUUUUUUUUUUAAAUAUUAUGUUGAAAAUAUACAUAACAAAACACACAUCUCAGCCAUUUCCACAUGUACAAUUCAGUGACAUUGAUUACAUUCUUCAAGUUUUGCAACCAUUUUUGCUAUCCUUUUCCAAACCAUUCCAUGACCAUUAACAUAAACUCAAUGUAGAGGUUGCUCUUUUACCAUAAUGAUGAUGGCAUGCACUUUUUCUCGGGCAGGAGCCAGUUCUUGGAGGAGAUCCCGGCACAGGGCAUGGAUCACUGUGCAGCCCUUCUCUUCUGCCUCUGCCUCGUGACUUUUCAGAGCUGGACAGCCGCAGAGACUUCACAGGAACUCCGGAGUUUGAUGGAGCGAAUGGAGAACCUGGCCAAACGCAAGGGACGGAGUGGAUCUCCUCCUCAUGACACCCCUACCCUCAACUGUAUCCACGACCUGGAGUGGAACCUGCUGAACACCACCUUUGAGGGCAGCAACAUGACCGAGCGGACGCGUCUGGCCACCAUCCAGGCUCUGGCCUUCAAGCUGAGCUGUGACUUCACUGGCCUCUUGCUGAGCAGUGCCGCUCUGGAGCAGGACCCUCAGGCCUGGGCCCCCCACAGGAUGCAGUUCCCAGCCGAGCUGACCCGGAAGGCCUGCCAGACCCGCCGCAAGGAGCUGCGUCUCAUCUGUGUCUACUUCUACACCUCCUUCUUUUUCCAGGAUGACACCAACUCACCUCUACUCAAUAACCGUGUCCUGGGGGCCCAGCUGGGCCAUGACCGUGUGAACAACCUCAGUGAGCCAAUCAACAUCAGCUUCUGGCACAACCAAAGCCUGGAAGGCCACACACUGACCUGUGUCUUCUGGAAGGAGGGAGCCAGCAAGAACAGCUCGGGGGCCUGGAGCUCCGAGGGCUGCCUCACAGAACAGCCCUCACCUGAUCAGGUGCUCUGCCGCUGCAACCACCUCAGCUACUUUGCUGUUCUUAUGCAAAUCUCCCCAGCCCCGAUCCCUGCAGAGUUGCUGCCUCCUCUCACGUACAUCUCCCUCGUGGGCUGCAGCAUCUCCAUCGUGGCCUCGCUGCUCACCAUCCUGCUGCACUUGCAGUCCAGGAAGAAGAGUGACUUCAUGGUACAUAGCCAUAUAAACCUGCACGCCUCUGUGCUGCUCCUGAAUGUUACCUUCCUGCUGAGCCCCGUGCUGGCCAAGCCCUCUGUGCCUGGGUCAGCAUGCAUGGUGCUGGCUGCCAUCCUACACUAUGCACUGCUAUGCUGCCUCACCUGGAUGGCCAUCGAAGGCUUCAACCUUUACCUUCUGCUCGUGCGUGUCUACAACGUCUACAUCCGCCGAUACCUGCUCAAGCUCUGCGUACUGGGUUGGGGGGUUCCUGCCAUCCUGGUACUGCUCCUCCUUGCUGUCAAAAGCUCAGUGUAUGGACCACUCUCCAUCAGUCAGGAAAAUGGCACGGCCUUCCGGAACAUAUCCAUAUGCUGGGUGCAGAAUCCCAAGGUGCGGAGUGUACUGGUCAUGGGCUACGGCGGCCUCACGUCUCUUUUCAACCUGGUGGUACUGACCUGGGCACUGCAGGUCCUACGCAGGCUGCGGGCGCGGGAGAAGGCGCUUGGUGCCCGGGCCUGCCGGGAUGCCGUCACUGUGCUGGGCCUCACUGUGCUGCUGGGCACCACCUGGGUCCUGGCCUUCUUCUCCUUUGGCAUCUUCCUGCUGCCCCAGCUCUUCCUCUUCACCAUCUUUAACUCGCUUUACGGUUUCUUCCUCUUCCUGUGGUUCUGCUCCCAGAGGUGCUGCACGGAGGCGGAGGCAGAGGCAGGGACAGAGAUGGAGGCGUUCAGUUCCUCCCAGAUGAUGCAGUAGUUUGGACCCUUUCAGCUUCAACCCCAGACUUUCUGACUGCCUGCAGUCCCAAGGCCCCCAGCUCCUACCAGAGAAAGUAGCCUACCUGCUGCUGGACACCUGAGGCCACUGUGCCCUACAGGGAGAUGAAGUCAGCUCUGUGGCCUCCCCAGGCCCAGAGAGGGCAGGGCACUGCUCUGCCUCACUCUAAUGCUCUGUUCUGGGGCAGGUCCAACCCCACUUGGGGCACUGGACUUUGCCCUGGCGUAUGGGCGGAGCACCGGCCCAGGAGUCAGGCGGCCCAGUUUCCAGGCCUGGCUCUGAGUCUCACUGAAUGAAUGACCUUGGGCCUGCCAUUCCUCGCUGACCCUUGGUGUCUACAUCUGUGACAUGGGUGUGAGUGGCUCCAGUCCUGUCUACCCCAGAAACUUUGUGAAAAUUAAGACCAUGCGUGGAAGAGGGUUGGGCGUGGGAUGAGGAUUCCCAUUCUGGCCUCACCCAGUGACCUCCACCUGCCUGCUGGGGGAGGGAUCUCAGCCAGCCUACUCUGGAGGCACUCGCUGGGCCCUUCCUUCUGCUUUCUGGGUAGAGCCAGACCGGACCCCCGCCCAGGGCCCCAGCCCAGUGCUUGGGAAGUGUCUGAGAAUUCACUAGCCUAUGUCAGGGGCCCCUUUUCCUUUAACCCCCACAUUACAAUGACUCCAAACCUUCACAUUCCAAAGACUGAAGUCCAGUCCUUGCCAAGGGGUCUUCUCCAGUGCUCCCGAGGCCCCCAGAGGCCAUGUAGACCAGAAGCUGGGGCCAUAGGGUGUCCUCAGAGUAGGUGGGAGACACCCCUUUCUCCUUCAGUAAGUAAGCUGGGCCCUAGCGACCUGGCUAUGUGAUGAUUGCAUGGGAUUGAAUUUUCCCUGGUGAGCAUGAGGAUACAGGUUCUAAACCCCAGUUGUAGAGAAUUAUCGUUGCCCUUGACCUGUCUGGCCAUAUCAGAGACCAGCACUCAUGAGGCCAGUGCCUUUCCCAGGAUGCACACCAGGGGGCAAUGUUAGCCUGUACUCAGAGGCCUUGACGCCUGGAAACGCUGUGGUCACCUGUCUGGGCAAACAGCGCAGCUUGGAAAGGCUCGUGCCUCUAGGACUGUGCUUGCAGAGUGAACGGCAGGUGGAAAAGCCAGCCCUGUUUACAGGGCUGUUUCUCUCUUGUCCUGAUGCGGCUGCCCCUCUUGCACUAGGGGUUUUGGCCUCAGGGCAACUGACUGAGGUGGGCUCUCAGGGCCCCACCCCAGUCCACCAGACAGGUUUUAAUGAGCUUGAAUGCCACAGAGAGGGAAAUGGAGCCCGAUCCCUUUUUUCCUAGGGGGAACCUCUGCCCUAUGCACAUUUCUGGAUGCAAAUAGCUCUUCAUGAGGUAGUAAAGGGUGCAGGCUCUGGAGCCAGACUGCCUGGGCUCAAACACCAGCUCUGCCACUUGUUAGCUGUGUGACCAUGGGCAAGUCACUUAA
Messenger RNA from Trichechus manatus latirostris (Florida manatee), 4158 nucleotides. It is a transcript of the gene ADGRG5, whose product is annotated as adhesion G protein-coupled receptor G5. Bases 1029 to 2681 code for a protein of 550 amino acids. Gene Ontology annotation, biological process: cell surface receptor signaling pathway; adenylate cyclase-activating G protein-coupled receptor signaling pathway. Gene Ontology annotation, molecular function: G protein-coupled receptor activity. NCBI's taxonomy places the organism in Eukaryota, Metazoa, Chordata, Mammalia, Sirenia, Trichechidae. The transcript is spliced from 11 exons. The record is from RefSeq and is a predicted model, not a curated record. Gene Ontology annotation, cellular component: plasma membrane.